CUCGAUAAGUUUAGGGGGACUCGGCGCUUAUAUAGCUGAAGGGUCAAAGCAUAAUUACCCGACGAAACGACAGCCACUAUUUUUGAGUUUGCGAAGCACCAUUGCUGCUGCUGCUGCUGCUGCCUGAUCGUCGUGAUGGAAGAGAUAGAAAAGGGAAAGGAGGAGAAGGAAGAAGAAGAAGAAGAAGAAGAGGAGCAGGUGUGGAACAGAGAGAGAUUGGAUACGGUUUUGAAGAUUGUAAGCCCAAGACUGCCUCAGAGAGACCUCAUCUCUCUCUUACUUUUAACCCCGUGGCUUCGCCGCUCUCUCGUCUCCUACCCCUCCCUAUGGCUGGUUCUUGAUCUCCGCGAGAUGAACAAUGCUGGGGAUCGGCUUGUUUCCGCUCUAUCACUGCCCAUAUACAAGCAUGUCAAGCGGAUCAACCUUGAAUUUGCACAAGAUGUUGAGGACAAACAUCUUGAUAUCCUCAAAAGCAAGUAUUCAGAUUGCCUUCAGAAUUUGGAGUCCUUAAACCUGAAUGGCUGCCAAAAAAUAUCUGAUAAGGGAAUUGGAGCUAUUACAGCAGUUUGUCCAAAUCUGAAGCUUUUCUCCAUGUAUUGGAAUGUGAGGGUAACAGAUACUGGUAUAAAGCAUUUGGUGAAGAACUGCAAGAACAUAGUUGAUUUAAACUUGAGUGGCUGCAAGAAUAUUACAGACAAAAGCUUGCAACUUGUUGCUGGGAAUUAUCAAUAUUUGGAGCAUUUGAACCUUACCAGGUGCAUCAAACUAACAGAUGGGGGUUUGUGUCAGAUAUUGCUCAACUGCUCUUCUCUUCAGAGUUUAAAUCUCUAUGCUCUUUCAAGCUUUACAGAUGAGGCUUACAAGAAGAUGUCAUUAUUGGCCCAACUCAGAUCCUUAGAUCUAUGCGGGGCUCAAAAUCUAACUGAUCAAGGAGUCUGCUGUAUAGCCAAAUGCAAGAAUCUGGUGUCCCUCAAUUUGACAUGGUGUGUACAUGUUACUGAUGAAGGGGUUAUAGCCAUUUCACAAGGUUGCACCUCUCUUGAGUAUCUCAGCUUGUUUGGAAUAAUUGGCGUUACUGAUAGAUGCUUGGAAGCGCUGUCAAAGUUCUGUUCAAGUACAAUCACCACUCUUGAUGUGAACGGAUGCAUUGGCAUCAAGAGACGAAGCCAUGAAGAACUGCUUCAACUGUUCCCACAUCUGAGGUGCUUCAAAGUGCACAGCUAGUGUCAUUUAAUGAAGUUGUAAACAAUUGUCUCCAUCCAUCUAGGCCCACAAUCCUGUUGUAGGAAUUCAUUGAAGGCUCAUGGUUCAUUCAUAAAAGGGGAAAAAUGCUAAGGAUACUGAAGAUUGUUCAUGACUGAUAGUAAACCCUGCUCAAUGAACGGGCCUUUUGAGAAGCUAUCCCCCCCUUUUUAGAAAACUUCCAAAGUAUUGAUUUCAUCCAUGCAAAUGCCAUUUAAGGUGGGAAAAAUCAGGUUCAAUAUUCUACUCUUCCUUGCAGUACAGAUUAAUGGACACCACGGUUGCUCAGAUCAAUGGAACUGUGGGGGUAUUAUUUUGUACCUUUCGUACCCCUGCCUCAGUGAAAAUGAUCAUAAUUCUCUAUGCUUUCAAUCUUCAUUCAACUUAGAGAUGUAGACAAAGUUCAUUUCCAACAGAACUAUGAAUCCUCUGUACAACAUACUUGUUUACGUAGAAAAUCCUAUGUGACAAUAGGAAAAUGAUGUGUUUUUCUAUGAA
Molecule: messenger RNA, 1740 nt
Organism: Diospyros lotus (date-plum)
Lineage: Eukaryota; Viridiplantae; Streptophyta; Magnoliopsida; Ericales; Ebenaceae
Product: F-box protein At3g58530
Exons: 13
Coding region: 136-1224 (362 amino acids)
Biological process (GO): SCF-dependent proteasomal ubiquitin-dependent protein catabolic process
Cellular component (GO): SCF ubiquitin ligase complex
Molecular function (GO): protein binding
Source: RefSeq, a predicted model, not a curated record